This is a messenger RNA of Symbiodinium pilosum, 933 nucleotides long. The record is from the annotation of a GenBank genome assembly. Lineage: Eukaryota; Dinophyceae; Suessiales; Symbiodiniaceae.
AUGUCUUUACCCCUUGAUCUCUGGCUGAUUCAUCCCGAAGCGGAAAUGUGUGAGGCGUUUCGGGAUCGUUUUCAGGAACUCCCCCAUGUGACGGUAAUGGAAUGCCGUUUUGAAGACCUGCCCCCGCACGACUGUUUUGUAACUGCGGCGAAUUCGUUUGGCAUCAUGAAUGCCGGCAUCGAUGCCGCGGUAGUCAAUUUUCAUGGUUAUGACCUGAUGAAACGGAUCCAGCACCGGAUUCUGGAUCUGUAUCUGGGAGAACAGCCGCUGGGAACGUCGUUUAUUGAGCCGACGGGAAAUCCCGAUUAUCCCUAUGUGGCUCACAGUCCAACGAUGCGCGUCCCCGGUUCGAUCUCCGGGACGGAUAAAGUGUAUGCAGCGACCUGGGCGUCCCUGCUGGCCGUGUAUCAGCACAACAUCAGCCAGGAAGACGAAGCUACCAAAAUUAAAACGGUGGCCUUUCCUGCGAUGGGGGCUGGCUUUGGAUGCGUACCCUAUCGGGAAGUGGCCCGGCAGAUGGCCGUGGCAUAUCAGCAUUACCUGGAUCCGCCGCAUCGGAUGGACUGGCAGGCGGUGAUUCGCCGUCAACAGGCGAUUGCCUACGAUGAGGGCCAGCAGGUGGAGAAAGAGACACUGCUGAAGCUGUUUCAGGAUUCCAAGAGUGGCUUGGCCGUGUCGGAGGGCAUCGCCGCGUUGCAGCUUUCAGAGGAACAGUCCCGGCUGAUGAAUCAGAUUCUGGACGGAGUGCUGACGGAUGUAUUUUACACAUUGUUGGUGGGGCUGGAUGGAGGUGCCAGUCUGGGUGGUGUGCAACAGACCUACAAAAUCUAUGACGAGCAGGAUCAGUUGAUUUCCGAUUGCGGCGAUCUGGAAGCAGCCGCCUGGGAACAGUUUCACGGUGAGGCGGAUUCGGAAGAGAACACCGCCGACUGA